AUGUCCGGAUCGAAAGCUCCCGUCCUGGAACCCACGCCAACUCCUGGCUCACCCCCGAAAAUCUCAACGGCGUGCCCUCCUUCGCCCUUCGCCCCUCUUGAAACCUGUUCGUACCUUAUCCCACACUUCAAAAACAUACAACACCGCCCUCGGCCAAAGCCUGGCCUAUCCCCGCCACCAAUACAACUGUACCCGACAUCCACCACGCCAGCCUUCACUCCCCAGUCAAUACAACCCCCGAUCCUACGUCAAGACGACAACCUAGCCCAAUGGAUCUCUCUAGCAGAGCCAUACUUAGAGUUGGUCCCCGAAAACUUCCGGAAGACCACACUCAAAUCCCUCCUCGCCCCCGAACUGGUAUACAAGGUAGAUGGGCUGGCUCCCUCUCCCUUCUGCGCAUUCGAGGAAUACUUCGGCGCCCUCAAACAAAUUUUCCAGUCAGAGUCCAGCCAGGCCGCGGAACAACAGCGGUUCUUUAAUAGAACCCAGCGGCAAGGGGAGACCCUGUUAAAUUUUUACAUAGAAUUAAAACACCUCUCGUUUCGCGCCUUUCCACCUCACGGCGAUGAAGAUCUCACGUUUUGUCGCAUGAUGUCGGGCAUACGCGACCGUGAACUAGCGUUAAUCUUCACCAGCCGUCCACCGGCCAACGUCAAGGAGGCUCUUGACUUGGACUCGGCUCGCCGCACCCAAUUCCCAUUGGCGCAAGAACCUCAAGCCACCAGAGAUCCCACUACUUGGGGUCAUCCACCCAACCUCCCAGGCCGGUCCACACCCUACCACACCACUUUAAACCGACGUUUCCAACCCCCCAGGCUUCCAGGCCCGCCAAACAACAAUCAGUGUUACUACUGCGACCGGUUCGGCACAGCUGCCAAGAAAUGCGGACACAACUCAGGUAACCAGCCCUUUCCCCUAGCCGCUUUAUACACCCUCCCCUCUGAUUUUAAGCCAUUGACAAUCUCGGGCACAGUGGCCAAUAGGAGAGUCAGUAUCCUUAUAGACACGGGCGCAGCCGUCUCCCUGAUUCACCGUAGCCUCCUCCAUGGAACAAACUACAUUCAGUCAGCAUUCCCUCAGUUACAGAUUCUCACCGCCAACAGUUCCACCCUCCAGCUUAGCGGCUCCGCCACAGUUCCAGUUUCCAUCAAAGACACGACUAUCCGGCAUUGCUUCCUCGUGUCUUCUGAACUGAAAUGGAAUGUCAUACUCGGCUGUGAUUUUCUAAAACGACAUGCCCAGGCUAUUACCUUCUCCCCCACUUCUCAGUCCCUGAUCCUCAAAGACGAAAAGGUAACCGUGGACGUAAACAGUGUCGAAAUCGAUGCACGACCACCCCUCGAUCCCUCCUCAAUCGAAGAUAUCCUACCGGAUAACAUAUCGGCAGACGAUCGCGGCGCCCUAUUCCACGCGUUAGCACCGUUCACAUCCGUGUUCACAUGGGCAGACCAGGCUAUCGGACGGUGCAACGUAGUCCAACACCGGAUAAACACCGGAUCCGCCCCUCCGCAGCACCUCCCUCCCCGACGGAUACCCUUUCACUUUCGGGAAGAACUCGAUAAGAUGGUAGAAAACAUGCUCCAACAAGGCAUCAUCCAACCUUCCUCCUCCCCGUGGGCAGCGCCGGUAACUCUGGUUAAAAAGAAGGACAAUUCCCUUCGUCUCUGUGUUGACUACAGACGCCUCAACGCGGUCACGGUCAGAGAUGCCUUUCCCCUUCCCCGUAUGGAUGACCUCCUAGCUUCUAUGGCGGGGAAGAAAUUCUUCUCUACCCUUGACCUCUCCUCAAGCUACUGUCAAAUCGAAGUACACCCGGAAGAUCGCGCAAAAACCGCCUUUUCCCUGCCCUCGGGACUCUUCGAGUUCACCACACUACCUAUGGGCCUAGCCAAUGCAGCGGCGACCUGCCAACGCCUCAUACAGAAAUUACUGCAAAACCUCUGUCCAUCGAAGUGCCUUGUUUACCUAGACGACGUCAUAGUGUGGGGCACCACGAUAUCAGAACUGCUAGACAACCUUUCGGAAGUCUUAACGAGGUACCAAGAUGCCGGUCUGACACUCAAUCCAAAGAAGUGCAAGUUCCUCCAACCAGAAAUUCGCUUCCUCGGCCACAUAGUUGCAGUCAGGGAUACCAGAUCAACUUUUACCACACCCAAUAAUUUCGUUUUCUCUACUGACAGAGGUCAAAGAACUGAAGGACUGGUUUAUUAUGUACUAAGGGCAGUUUGCCGUGGCUUGGUAAUUUGCUUGUGGGCUAGAACGGGACGUUCGUUCGGUAGCGCGUGAGUAGCGAUGUGUGGUUUGCGUGAGUCCGGCUGUUCUUUGUUAACAGGACAUAGAGAAUAGUUGAGUGUUGAACAUUUUGUUUAAUUGGUCCAUGAGAGGAGUCGUAGAAUGGGUGAUCAGGAGGCUAAAGGGUUAUAAUGACUCUACUUCGAGCGUGUGCCGCAACGGUGGGCCUUUCACGAGUGUCUGCAUUGCGCACCAGGGCUGCCUGGCAUUCGCCCACUCGGCUCUCCAUCUGGCCAAUCAGAUUCGAGGCCUGGUCAGACGUGUCCUGGCUUAAGGCGCCUUGACGCAUUCCCUCAGACACUUGGGACACCGCUCACCUGGCGCCGGGCAUGCCCUCGCCCAGCUGCCAACCCUCUCCAACUCCUCCAAUUAUUCUGUACAGAAUACAUUAUCCUCCCCACUGGCGUCCGCCUUCUCUUUCCAUUCGGUACUAGGCCUGAAGAUCGUGGUAACCAGGGUCUCAUUCACGGUCUAGCCUAUCUGCGAUAG
Messenger RNA from Spirometra erinaceieuropaei, 2781 nucleotides. The record is from the annotation of a GenBank genome assembly. NCBI's taxonomy places the organism in Eukaryota, Metazoa, Platyhelminthes, Cestoda, Diphyllobothriidea, Diphyllobothriidae.